Messenger RNA from Stegastes partitus (bicolor damselfish), 3811 nucleotides. RefSeq names its product syndecan-4-like. NCBI's taxonomy places the organism in Eukaryota, Metazoa, Chordata, Actinopteri, Pomacentridae. The coding region runs from base 209 to 1084 and encodes 291 amino acids. The record is from RefSeq and is a predicted model, not a curated record. Gene Ontology annotation, biological process: cell migration. Gene Ontology annotation, cellular component: cell surface; membrane. The transcript has 5 exons.
CUUCAGUCCGAGUCCUCAUCACAGAGUCCGGAGGCUUUCAGCGGAGAGACGAGUUUUAACAAAGCAGCGAAGAACGCGAGCGGACACAAGGACGAAGAAAUUAGCUGAAUUACAUAUUUUUUUUUACACCUAAUUUAAAGGGUUUUUUUCCCUCCCCAUCACUAUCUCCAUAUUUUCCCUCAACUGUCGCUCGUUUGUGGAAGUUAAGAUGAGGAAUCUGUGCUUGUUGUUCCUCGUCGGACUGGCGACUGGGUCCAUCAGUGGAAAACUCUUCGUCCUCUCACAGUCAUCCUUUUCCACGGCGGAUGACCUGUACAUAGAAGGCCGAACAUCAGGCGACCUCCCCAUAGAUGAUGAAGACGGUGAAGAUGACGGGUCAGGGUCCGGAUCUGGAGAUUAUCCUUUCAGCGACAUCGGGGACAAAGAGGAGCUGCUCAAGCGCUUCCUCAACUUCUCCACGACCUCAUUCACCAAAGAAAUCCUGCCACUUCAGCCACAGCCAACAGACUCUGCUUACAACCCACCGACCGCAGCAGCAGACAACCAGGAUCCAACAACCACCGUGAAGGACGCUGAGACGACACCAUUCAUUCUCCCUGAUGGCGACAGCAGGGAUAAGGAGGUGCCAGGCAUCGCCCCAACAGCCGACGGGUUCACGCAGGGCACCGGUCCCACCGCCACGCCUCCCAGCGAAACCACCGCGGCUGAGUUCAGCACGGACAUGACUACAACCGAAGACGCAGAGGAGGACAACAGCCUGGAUAGGUGGGAAGUUUCCACAAUCGAAUAUGAGAGCGUAGACAGAGCGAUCGAAAACGACAUUUAUGCCGUCGGUGGUCGAGGCAGCAGGAGAAACGGAGUGGGCUCUCCCGAGGAAGUGACCUCCGAGAACUUGUGGGAGAGGACGGAGGUGCUGGCAGCUGUGAUAGCGUGCGGCGUGGUUGGAUUCCUCUGUGCCGUCUUCCUCCUCCUCCUCCUGGCCUACCGCAUGAAGAAGAAGGACGAAGGAAGCUACGACCUGGGAGACAACAAACUUUCCUCAACAGGCUAUCAAAAAGCACCUACCAAGGAGUUCUAUGCCUGAACUAAACCAAAAGGGACUACCUAGAGAGGAAUCUGUCUCCUGGCAGCCAGGACUGAACAUGGACAACCAUAAACAGCUGAAGAUGAUUCCUCUUAAUGAAGUUUGAAGUCAAACACUUGCUUCUCCUCCGGUGCUCCGUACAGUUUAUUUUCGUCUGCUCGUUAUUCCUACCGUCAGUCUCUGCCAUCCUUCUAUCUUUAGCCUCUGCAUAAUGUUCAGCGUUUGUGAAGAAGGGCUCAUAAGAUAACAAAACAGGUCUAUAAUACAUUCCUGCUAUUCCAUGCAAGGGAAGUACACAAAUACACAUCCUAAAGUUUAAGAAUCUUUACUUUGGAUCACAGCUGCUCUAGUGUUAGAAAGUGGUCAACUUAGAAAUAUUGAUGACACUGUGCCUUUAAACCAAUUUUACUUUUCUGAGCUGAACCCACUGGGCCGGAUUUGGUUCUGUGUUGCAGAGAACCAGCUCAGUUCAGCUCAGCUGCACAAGGAAGACGACAGGAACGUGGAUAUGAAAGCUUUAACGCAUUUUGAAUGCUAUUAAAUGAAACGGUACUACAUAUAGGAUUAGUAUUAAAAAGUCCUUUCCCUUUAUUUGAGGUCAGAUUUGCUUUGCUUGUCCACAGCCGUCUGUGCUGCAUUUCAUUUUCUUGUAUGCUUUCUGUGCUGAUUGUUUUUUUUCAUAUGCUGUCCAGUAUUGGUUUGAGAGAUUUUGUUACUCUGCAGGUACAAAUGUGUGUUGUUUUCUCGCAGAUAUUUGACACUUAUAGAACUGACCAAAUAUAAAUGUGCUUUAUUUGUCUUCUGGAAAAUUAUUUUUUUGUAGCCUUGUUUUUUUGGUGUUUUUAUGUUUAGAGAUUAUAUUUCUGUAAGCCAUUUUUAAAGAGAUUUCUGUCUUUGUUUUCAUAGAACGGUAGGCUUAGUGCUAGUCCCUCAGGCGUGCAUCUUUCGAACAUUUGUAAUAUUUUCAGAACUAUUUUAUUUGGUUACUGAGUGCUGCAAGCAUGCGGGACAGGUAGAGCCAAAGCUAAUGACUAUAAUUCAGAAACCGUAGAAGUGACCAAUGUCUUCUGACGACAGCCAAAGCACAUUCCUUUCUGCCUGUCAGCUGUAUAGAGCUAUAAUGGUGGGUUUGAAGUUAAAGGGACACUGACAGAAUUUGGUGUUUCUUGCAAAACCAGAGCUUAUGCACACAGCAGGGUCAGAGAGUUAAAAAGGCAAUCAGUUACAGAUGUCGUUUUAAUUCUCAACUGUAAUGGGAAAUUUCUUUUUAAUUAGCUCCUCUGCAUGUAAACUUGACAAACUUCAUGCAGCCAGCCAAAGGAACAUACAAUGAGUUAACAGGAGGCAGUAAACAACAACAACAGGGUGGUGUUCCCUUUUGAAAAGCAUAUAUCCCAUUAAAACAUAUAUUUUUGUGAAAAUACUGGGAAUUUGCCUUAUAUAUGGAUUUUUUACCAGCUACCUACUGCCUUUUACGUGUCAAAGAAGAGCGAUUUUCAAACCUGCUUCCUAUUGAAGCAGCAUUACUGUUUUUGAAAAUGUCAGAUUAACAUUUUUUUUUUAAACCAACGUUAGAAGUGAGCUCAGAGGUAAUCUAUGAGUAAACCUGCUCACUAUCCAAAAAAAAAAAAAUGCUUUGCUUUCAGAUAUUUUUUUUUCUGACUUUGAGUUUAAUGUAAAUAAUAAAAAUUUAAAAAAUGUUAAAUCGGUAUAUAUGCAUUUCUUCACCAGACUAUAAUACGUUUUUGUUAGAUUUAAGUCAACAGUUAUUUUCCCUUUGUGUUGCCAAACAUGUAGCCGCUUUUGUCUCUGUAAGCAGUUUGACUCCCUUCACGAGGCAGUGGAACAGAACUCGAGGCUACUUCAUGGUGUUUGCCUCAAUGACUAUUUCCAAUCUAGAUUAUCUGAAUGCAGAUGAGAACUACCUAUUCACUGUGGCUGGAAUAAACAGGAAGAUGUGGCCACUAACUCGCUGUGACUUACUGUUGAUAUUCGUCGAGCACUUGCAAACCUCAGUGCCUCACAGAACCUUGUAUAUACAUUCAUCUGCAGUGCUGUUGCAGUAUUCGUGUCAUGCUUUGACCUUGCAGCUGUACAGACUGGGCUUCACUGCGGUCCAGGAAACACUUGUAUCUGACAUAAACCAGACCAAUAGAGGGCUAAGACAACGGGUUUGCACUUGCUGGCAAUCCAGCAGGUCAUAAAGACACAUUAACCUUUUUCUUUCAGGAUCUUUAAGUUUAUACAGUAUGUUGAUGAUACUAUAAUUUAUAUGUUUUAUUUAUACUUACUACACUAUAGCCUAGGUUAAUAUAUCGGUGAUAAUUUGGAUUGUACAGUAUUUACUCAUGGUUAAAGCCUCUUUGUGCUCUUUUUUUAUAUUUAUGAUUUAGUGUAUUUGACAAGCUUUAGUUCAAUUCAUUUUCAAUUUCAUUGUCUGUUAGCUAGUUGUUUAGAUGCUUUUUCAUAUGAAUGCAUUUAAUAAGUGAUUACACUAGCAUAAGUUCCUUAUAGAUGCAUUGCAGCUUUGUUUUCAUGAAAGUUGAAUAUGAAUUGACUGAGGACUUGAUUUUAACAAGUAAACAACGGCACAACAGAGAGGAUCAACCAGGCAUCAACUUACCAAUAAGACGUAUGCACAAAGAGGCAGCCAAUAGAGAACUGUGUUGCUGAGAUGGUGUAUCUUAUGAGAUUCACUGCUGAAUAAAAGAUGUGGCUUAAAUGCAA